Corylus avellana is the source of this 845-nucleotide messenger RNA. The record is from RefSeq and is a predicted model, not a curated record. NCBI's taxonomy places the organism in Eukaryota, Viridiplantae, Streptophyta, Magnoliopsida, Fagales, Betulaceae.
UCCCCCUCCCAAAAUACCGGCUGCCGUUUCACCACCCACCGCUCCCGAAAGUACAGCCUCAGUUGUUCCCGUUUUCACCGUGGCUUCAGCGCAUGCUCUGUUUCGAGCAGGGGGAAAAUCGCGCUUCCAUGCUGGUGCCAGCUUCGGUCCUGUGAGUGUGCAGCUGAAGCUAACUUCCCAAGACCUGCGAUUUCGGCGAAGCAACUCGGAUUCUCGUCCAUUCCGGCAUCUGGGGUUGAGUAUGUCUGCAAAUAGUGAUGCAUCGAGUGGCCGUCCAUUAUGUCGCUGUGGAGCUGUAGCGUUCGUAAGGUAUUCCUGGACAAAUGAUAACUACAGCAGAAAGUGGUAUGGGUGCGAAAAGUAUAAGCAAGUUGGUGAUUGUGGCUUCUUUCUUUGGGCUGACAACGAGAUGACAACUUACGAAAAAAGAAUCAUGCGACGCUUGAAGGAUAUAGAAGAGCAAACCCGGGCAGAAAUUAGUAGACUUGAAAAAUUGUUGGCUGCCGAACAAGCACAGUAUAGAACACACCUAGAAAACAUGUUUCAGUCUAGGGAUGAGAUGUGGAAAUCUCUGGUAGCGAAUAACCAGUCUAGAGCAGUCAAGUUCCAAUUUAAACAAAUGACGUAUCAAGCAGUCUUAGCUUUGCUUGUCUUGCUAGUGUUCCUUUAUGUUGGCGGUUACAAUGCAUCUAGUGGUAGCAAGUUGAUGUUAAAAUGAAUUAUUUCAUACUAAAUUGUAGAUACUUGACCGUUGUAACUUAUAUUUUUUGAUGUUUUGUAUUAAUUGUGCUACUCCUUUUACGCAAUCAUUGUAAUUUAUAUCCGCUUUUUCUUGAUAUACAACG